GAUGCUCUUGACAUGGUAUUGGACCCUUUAGUUUCACCAAAAGAUCUUCAACCUUGGCAACACCGCUUUAUUGUGCAAGCCUUACUAUCACAAGGUCAACACACAAAGGCUCUUGAAUAUUUCACUGUCAGGCAACUGCCUGUUCAGGGUAUUGAAGACAUUCAGUUGAAAAUAACGUUAUUAGUAAUGAACAAACAAGUAACACAGGCAUAUAAUUUUCUACAACAAUAUCAUAAUGAAGAAAACAACAAAGAGCUUUUGGUACAUUUUUAUCGAGAAUGUGGAAAAGCUCAACAAUUGGGGACGGUUUUAAAAUUGAUGCUUUCACCUGGAGAAGAAGAUUUGUUAAUGAACUAUUUGCAAAGCUGUAAUAUUUCACAAUCGGAAGAUAUGCAAGUUGUUUUCUACUUAAUGCGUUCUAGAGUUAUAGAAGCUGUUGCAGUGAAUGAAAGAAUAAACUUUUCUGGAAUUCGCAAAAUAGGGUCCCGACGUCCACGUAAUGAAACAGUGCGUGAUAUGCUGGUUGGAGGUUAUGCUAAGACAUUGCCCAGUGUUACGCGGCAGUUAGCAAAUUACUGCUCUCAACAGAAGAAAUUGCUUUCUAAUUGGAGACAGGUGCAACGACCUUCUCCUAUGUCAGUUGAUGUAAAUUAUGGGACUAAACAAGCAGUGUCAUAUAAAUCUUCCCUAAUUCAUGCUACCCUGGAGAAAGCUCGUGAGACAUGGAUGAUGCCAGUUCAUUCCCCAUUCAAUUCAGAAGCAAGGAAAGAAAUCAUGGACGUUUCAGCCAUGCAGAAUUUACCGUUUUUGUGCACCUCACAUGAUUCUUUUAGGCAUGACAGAGAAACUACUCCAGUAGUUUUCCCUUCUGUGACCAGUUCAAUCAAGAGGCGUAUAGACGAUGAUGGUGGUAUACCAGCGUCUUCUCCCUUGAAGAGGUCUCGUUUGGAAAAUAGUUCUCCGGUGGAUAAUUUCUUUCCAAAAACCAAGAAGAGUGUACAUGACCAUUCAGUCAGUAGUUCUGGUUUAUUGAAAACCCCUCUUGUGAAGAGAGUUACACCCAUGAAACAAUUCAGUGCCUCCUCCACUCAAGAGAUUAAUGUUUUAAGACCAUUUGCAGAAACUUUUACCCCCCAAUCUAUUCUUAAGGUACGCAAUUUGGUGCGAAGUUCUGUUUCUCCUGAACAUUCUAGAGGACAUGAAGAUGAUUUAUUGUCUAGAGAACACUCUAAAGUGAAACAUAAUGAAGAGAAAGUAUGCUCUCGACAGAUUCGUUUUAGUCUUCCUGUGUCAAAUGAAGUUCAAGAACAACCUCUGUCAAGCUCAACUCCUGAUAUUUCAGAGAAAAUCAAAACACCGAAACGUAUUGUAGAUGCAACUUCAAGGUUACCACUUCGAAGUUCAUUGUCCUUAUUACAAAAAACAGUUGUUGAGGUUUCUCAGAAAAUAUCAUGUGAUGAUGUUUCUGAAAAGAAAUCUCAGAGGUUGGGAAGUCCUGCAAAAAAGAUGGUUUCUGAAGAGGAUGUCUAUGUAUUUGGAUCCGGAAAUUCACUUAUUGAAAAUUCUAAUUCUGAAUUGGAUGGUGAAGUAAUGAACGACCGUGUUUGCAUGUUGAAUGAAAGCCUGGGGGAGGAAUCCUUUUAUAGUGCAACGAGUAGUGACUCUGGAACAUCAAAAGAUAGUUCUAAUAUCAAUUCAUGUAAUGUUGAAUCUUCACCUCUAUACAAUCGUGGAAAAUACAUUCGUGAAAUAAAAGAAAUAAAGCCUCGAAGACGACUCUCUCGGGUAAAGGUCAGUUUUCAAGAUAAUUUAUCUGACAAUGGCAAACAAAACGAAAGAAUGAAAUAUUCUCCACAAGAUGCUGAGCAAGGUACCAAAUUUAAGAGUAACUUUUCACAUAAGGAUUCUGUAUCAGAAAUCAAAAUGAAAACUCAAAGAUCUAAAGUUGAUAAUGAUGAAGAUGUUGAUAGCAGUGUAAGUGAAGACAGUGAAGAAAAUAGUAACAUAAGCUGUGUGGCCUCAAAGAAAAGUAUUUUAGGUGAUACUUGCAUAAAUAUUAGUAGCAGCAGUAGUAGCACAAAUGCAUCAGCUUCCAGUUAUAAUAUUGAAGAAAGUGAUUAUUCAUUUGUUAAUAAUACUCCAGAAGUGAGAGUUGAAACACCCCAACAAAGUGAAGUAAGUUCUAUUGGAAAAAUUCAGCAAGUAAAGGGUCGACUACCUCUUACCAGAGUAAGAAAAUCAAGUAAUCAUGAAAGCUCUAGUUUUAUUUUUCAAACAGUUAAGUCUAGUUCUUUGGAGACUACAAAAAUUAUUGAAAAAGAUGUCCUCACAGAUGAUACAAAAAUUGAAAUUGAUUUAGAAACAGAAGGAAAAGAGGGACCUGUGGAUGUUGAAGAUGACAGUAUCAACAUUAGUGAUGACAAGAGCAGUGUGGACAGUGUAGUGUUAGAUGAUACAGAUGUAGAAAUUGUCGAAGAACCCAAAGGUAAAGGAUCCAGUUCAUGCUCUUCUGUAGAAAGUGAAGCGCUAGUAAUAUCAGAUUCUACAGAUAUAAAAAGUCAAAAAACAUUUCAAGAAGAAUUGGAUGUUUGUUUUAGUAACAUUUCUAGAAAUACUACGCAAGGAUGCUACCAACAGGAAAAUAAAUGUGAAGAUUUUGUUCAAAAAGAUCAAGACGAUAGUGGCAACCAGGAAAAUAAAUGUGAAGAUGUUGGUGAAAAAGAUCAAGACGAUAGUGGCAAAAUAUAUGCUUCUUUCACAACAGUCAUAACGCAACAGUCCUCCUACCAGGAAAUGUUGCCUCACCAUCAAGAUGUAAACCAAGGAGUUUCUGUUCUUCAUAAUUCCAGUGAAGGUCAUGGAAACUUGUCAACUGUAAUUUUAGUGGAACAUCAAAUUGAUCCAAUGGGUGUGAUUUACACAAGAACUGCCACAAAUGUGCAAGAGUCUGAUGAAACAUUUGUAGGAAUGGAAAAUGGAUGUACAGUUGGUAAUCAGUGUGUUGAUUUUGCAAAAGGUAUUGAGAAGAGACGGGCAGAGGAUAAUACAAAUUUGAUGGAACAAGAUUUUUUUACAGCAGGUGAUACCUUAGCUACAGUUGAAGACAAAAAUGUAUCAGAGAAGGAUAAUUUACAACACUCAAUUAUGAGUCACGAAUCAAAAAAUGCACUGAAAGGUUCAUAUAAUGAAGAUGUUUCCAAACCUACCAAAAAUAUGGAAUAUUCAUAUGGAGGUGCAGUUGAGAGUGAUGUUUUGGAUUCUGAAUGUAUUGAGGAGCCUGUGAAGGGGCAAGAUAUAGGUGAAGUAGACCAGGAAACUUGUAUGUUGAAACAAUCUUCCAUGGGGAAAAAAUGUGAAAGUCAAAGAGAAAGUAAUAAGAAUAAUGCUUACUCUGAAGCCAUGGAUUGGAAUGAAAAUGCUGAUGAAGAAGAUAUAGUUUUGAAACUUUCAGACAGUGAAAAUGAUGUGAGCCAAUGUGACAGGGAAGGAAUUGAAGACCAGGCACUAACAACAGAAGGACAUCAAGUAUUGCUACAGACAACUAUAAAAACUGAGAAUCAGUUAGAAAAAGCACUUACUUCAGACCAUACCACACUUGAAACAGAAAUGCCAGUGAGCUUGGCACAAAAUGUUGAAUUUGAAGGUAGCACACACGUUGAUGACAGUCAUUCUAUGUCAAACAUUCCCUCCACUGAUCAUUCAGUUGGCUCUAAAAUUGUUAAUCUAACGGCCCAAUCUCAGGUUGAUAAAUAUAAAAACUGGGAUUGUAGUGUGGAAAGUCAGCAAUUGCAACAUUCAAAUGAAGUAGAAAUAACAUCAGUUGUGGGAGUUCAGUCUUCCAUGGAUGGUGUUGCCCUACCAGAUGUUACAAUGUCAGAAAAUCAGGAAUCAAAACUGAAUUCUGAAACCUUGGAAGAUCACUAUUCUUUGAGAUCCCAUCAAAGGAGUCGAAAAAGUUCUGUUGAGAAUGUGCCUUCUCGAAUGGCUAAUAUGUUAGAGACUGUCCAUCAAGGUAAGGAAAUUUCACAAAAAUAUUCUGAAAAAAUGAGACCUAGAACACGAAGAAGAUCUCUUCAAAUUGAAUCUUCUGAAGGAGAAGCUGAAACAUUAGAAAAUAAAAAUGAAACUGUAUUAGAAGAAUCAUAUUCAAGUCUAACAGUCAGCAAGUCUAGGCAUAGAAGGAAGUCAAGCUCUGUUCAGAGUGAACCUCCCCUAAUGGCUGAUGUGUUAGAAGAUAAAUAUCAGAAAAAGGAAAUUUCACAACCUUCAGACAAUAUUAGGUCUAGAACACGAAGGAGUUCUCUUCCAGUUGAAUCCUUUGGAAUGAGUGAUAAGUUUGCCAGUCCAAGAAAAAACGAGGUUACUGAAUUAGAGGAAAUGUCUACUCCCAACACCAGAAGAAGAAGAAAACUGUUUAGUACCAUUUUAAAUGAACCCACUCAAAUGGCUGAUGUAUCUGAAAUAGAACAUCGAAUCAAAGACCAAGAUACUGAAGCUCAACAAACAGGUAGUGGAGUUGCUACGGAUUUUAAAACGGAAGCUCAUAGUAUGGAUGAUGUGCAUGCCUCCAAAACUAGAAGACAAUGGUCAAAAUCUGUUCAAAGUGAACUUUUGCAAGUUACUGAAGGGAGCAGUGUCAAAGAUAUAAAUGAGUGUGUCCAAGAACAUUCUGAACAUAUAGUCAAACAAAGUUCUCUUCAAAUGGAACCUGCAGUUGAAAGUAAAGAUAUGAUUGAAGCUGUGAAUGAAAUUUCUACUCCAAGAAGUAGACUACGUCCUCAGUCAAGUUCAGUCCAGCGUGAGCCUUCUCAAACGUUUGAAGCUUCAGUGAAAGAAGGGGAAACUGUCAAUCAAAGGAAUCUUAAGGAUCCAGAAUUGUUGAAAUCAAGAAGACUGCGGAACUCUGCACAGAAUGAAAAUAGUGAAAUGGACAGUGGGUUGUCAGAAAACAAAGGUUUUGAAAUAUCUGCGGGAAACUUGACUCCUGUAACCAGGAAAAGCUGUCAAUCAAAUUCUGAAGCUGAAAUGCCUUUAGGAAAAGGAGAGCAAGCUCAGAAACCUGAAAAUGAGAAAUCAUUUCAUAAAGAGUAUAAAAGUUUACAUGAUUUGUCUUUGUCAAAUACUUCUAUUGCAGAAAAUGUCCCAUUGGUUGUGAAGCCCACGGAAGAUCCGCAACCAUCCACAUCAUUUGUACCUGUGGUAGAAGAAAUUAGAAUGAAUCUUAGAUCUCGUAGAGCAUGUUCAGUGGAUCGUGAAAUUCCAAAUACAAGAAGCAAAAAAAAAAAUGUGAAUAGUGGAAAUUCCUCUGAUUCAGAUGACUGCUCAGUUCAGAGUGAGCCUCCACAAUUAUGUGAUGUUACCAAAAUUAAGCAAUUAAGAAAUUCAAAGUCCAGGAGAGGAUUAUCAAAGAAGAAAAGUAGAAAGUCUUCAUAUGUGUUACGGAUUCCAGCUCCCAAACUUCCAUGUGUUAAAGAAGAACCAGAGAUGGAGUCAUGUGUAGGUGACGAUCAAGAAAUUAGCCAACAUUCCAAAUCAGAAAAUUUACCCACAUCUGUGAGGAAUUUAAGGCCAAGAAAACAUUCUGAAUCAGGAGAUAGUCAAACAAGUUCAUUGGGCAAGAGUCGAGUAUUACGUAAUAGUCACAGUGAUGAUAGAGUAGAUUCACCUGUCUCGAUUAGUAGUAGAUCGACUGUUAUUCUUGAUAUGUCCCAUAAAAGAAAGAGAAGCUCUUCUCCUUCAAGUCCUGAAAGGCUGGAAGUGAGGAAAUUUCAAAGAGUUAAUGAGGAUAUUGCAGAGGAAAAUGAUGCUGUUGAAACAACUGAGGAAAUCAGAGAAGAGGGAAAAGCUCAGAAUAUAAAUCCACAUGAAAUUGAGCAAUAUGCAACUGCUCGACGGUUAACUCGAUAUCAGAAAAAUCUUAUGGAGCGUAGUAUGGAAUCAACCAAAGCAGUUCGACGGGAAUUCCAUGGCAGUCAGCUUUCUUCAGACCAAAGUGGGGAAGAGAGUGAUGGAGAAUCAGUAGCUUCAGGAUACACAACUGGAAGCUCUCAUGUUCGCUCAUCAGCACGCUUGCAGGAAAAGAGACAAAUGAUGGAUAGAUCACCUUCUCAAUCAUCAAAGGCUUCAUAUUCACCUCAGAAACGAUCAUCACGGCAUUCCUCACCUGCACAUUCUCUGGAGAAACGUGGUGGAGGAAGUCCUGCUUCAGUUCGCUCAGGAAGGUCCACUAGUUAUGCUAGUUCAGCUAGUAGUUCCCAAUGGCCUUCACCAGAUUCAGCUCAAAUACAAAGCCCACUGAAGCCAAGGAGAAAAUCUUUCCAAAAUGCACAGCAUGCUUUAUUUUCUCCUUCUACCAAGAAACAUUCUUCAUUGAAAACUCCUGUUACAACAACAGAUACUUCUGAAGCCGAAUCUAUUGGUGAAUUUUGUGAAAGGAAUUUCAAUGAGAAACCAAUACAGAAGGAUGAAACUACAAGUGAAACUGCAAGUGUGAAGGGUCUUGCUUCAGCAACCUUAUCAGUGAGCAGAAACACUCGCUCAACUGCAAAGUAUGAAACAGAGCAAUCGUCCAAAAUCAGGAAAUCCAAAGGUAGAUCAAGUCAAGCCAAUGUGCACCCAAAGAAGGGAGUGAGACUCUUUAAAGAGGCUAGAUUAGGUCUCUCCUCUUCUUCAGAAGAUAGUCCAACAAAGGAUGCUAAAUCACAGGAAGAAGCAGCCAUGUCAGCAAAAACUCAAGAAACCAAGAAAGCCGUAGAGAAGCCAGCUCGUUUUUCUGUGUUCAGAAAACGCAAAUAUGUUAAGAUUUACUCUAAACAAAGAAAAACACCAUAAAGCUUGUUUUUAUGUAAUAUAUUUUCAAUUAAUGACACUUAAGUCUUGUUACUUAUUUUUUAUAUAAUUAGUUGUUUACAUUGCAUUAUAGCAACAUCAUAACAACAGACAAGAAAUGAAAAAAUAAAAUGUAAUGAGAAGCCAAAAUUGUGAACUGUCAUUCACAAUCAGCAAAGGAUAUCAAAGUGCCAAGAGUCUGAAUGGGACCACUAUCCAUUCUACAUGAAACUUAUUUACUUCACAAAAUUUCUUAUCAAGCUAAAACUUACUGCUGUUUCAAAGCAAAUGUAUAAAAACUACCACUUAAUAUAAACCCAACGGAACAAUAACAUUGAAAUUAUGAUAAUUCAUUCAUUCCAUAAUACCAUUGCAAGAAGCAUUUGUUUUCCAUAUUUUGUUACUGAGCACACCCAACUAUGCACAACGUUAACAAGAAUUCAUUGACCUGUAAAAAGAAAUAUCCAAUUAAUUUACUUUCAUUUGGUGAACUCUCAUAGUUCUCUUGAAAUGAUGCCAACUUCCAAAUGUUCCAAUUCUUCAUACACUUAUAAACAAAAAAAAAUGUAAGCUGCACAUUUAUUAUCUAUAAAACAACUAUUUCUGGAAUAUAUCUUAACUUUUUCAGAAAUAUCUCAGUCGAAAAAAAUGUGGUAGUCUUAUAUUUGCAGAUUAAGCCUAGUCGGUUAGGAUUUGUUUUUACAUUGCCAUUCCGUGUCACAAAACUCAUAAAUGUCGACUUUAGAAUAAACCGCGAAGACUGGAAAAAUAUCGCACUGCAAUGUAUUCUCUCAGAUUUAUAAUACGUAAUUAUACACGUGACCAUCUUCAGCAAACAUGGAAUUUCAAUUGCAGAAAAAAUUCUGGGGAAAAAGGUAAUCACGUUCAAAAAAUGUAUUGUUGCUGAAGAAUUUGAGUUAACAAUUAUUUCAAACUGAUGUAAUUAAUUUUGAUAAUAAAACUGUAUAAGAAAUUUUAUUAA
This is a messenger RNA of Gryllus bimaculatus (two-spotted cricket), 7810 nucleotides long. The record is from the annotation of a GenBank genome assembly. NCBI's taxonomy places the organism in Eukaryota, Metazoa, Arthropoda, Insecta, Orthoptera, Gryllidae.